CACACACACGUGCGGAUUUCAUUAGAGACAUAAACAGCUAGGAGUACUUUAGGCUCUCAGAUGGAGAAAAUCACACAGGUGACGGGAGACCAAAGACGUAAUGGUAUUUGUAGGCAGUUUGUAAACGGUGCAUGCAGGUUGGGUCAGCACUGCUCUUAUCUGCAUGAAUUUCCUGCGGUACCUUCAGUUCAAGUGUGCAGGUACUUCCAAAAAGGAGGCUGCUGGUUUGGGGAAAACUGCAGGUAUCUUCAUAUUGCCGGUCCAGACAGUGAGUCUUCUGGUGCCAGGCGUGGUUCAGCACCUGUAGUCAAUGCUUCUGCCUUGCCAGGUCGUGUUUCAGCUAAUCGGCGGGGUUCUGAGCCUUCACUUUACCCUGUGCUGGGUGCAUACAGCUGGAGGCGACGAGGGUCUGAACCCUUGAUCUUGGGUUUAAGCUACCAGCAUACUUCACAACGUCCAACUACAGAUAUUGCUGAGGAGGAAGAGAAUGCUGUGUCGGAAGCAGGGUCUAUACUUCACCAGCAGGAGAAGGGGUUACAGCCACAGGAAAGUGCUGACCUGAGUUCCCAUCGUUUACCCUGCAAUAUUGCAGAUGACCCUGCAUCUAAAGCUGCAUCAGAGGGUCAAGAGAGAACUGAUUCUAAGACAGACAAGCAGGAGAGUGGUGCAACAGCUUCGGUUGACCAGGGACAAUCUGAGUCCUACAAUCAAAGCAAAGACGUCAUCUGUGGUAUUUGCAUGGACAAAGUUUAUGAAAAAAGCACAGUGCGUGAGAGACGCUUUGGAAUCCUGCCCAACUGCAGUCAUGCCUUCUGUCUUGGCUGCAUUAUGACUUGGCGAAAGACCAAAGACUUUCAGGAAGAGGUCAUAAAAGCCUGUCCACAGUGUAGAGUGAAGUCCUCUUUUUACAUUCCCAGUAAGUACUGGGUUUAUGAGAGUGAGCCAAAGGAAGCACUGAUUGCUUCAUUUAAAGACAAGAGCAGUAAAAUAAAGUGCAAUUUCUUCAUGCGUCAUGGAUGCUGCCCCUUUGCAUCGGAGUGCAUCUUUAGCCAUGAGCUACCACCUGGCCACAGACCUCAACGCAGAUGUUUUAGACCAAAGAGUGCUUUGGAGUUGCUAGAAGAUAUGGAUAGUGAGGACCAGCGGCUUUUAAGCUAUCUUAUUGCCCUGACCCUUUUGGAUGAUGACGACUUUGAUUUUGUCCAAUUUGAGCUUGUUUGAUGGAGGGGCAAAGCUUUUUCGUGUGUACAGGGUCUUGAUGGUCAUUAACUUGUAAUUGAUUUUGAUGUGCCAUUAACAGUCUCUGGGCAUGAUUUAUAUUCAGACCUCUUGUCACCCAAAGCACUAAACUGCUUGAGGCAUUGUACGUUUAAUCUUCAGUCUCCAUCUGGCUUUUGAUUUAAGAGGUUACUGACAUUUUGUUUUCAAUGGGAUGGCAUUUUGAAAGUAGCUCUACUUUUCUCCAAGUUGGGUCUAAAGUAUUUUGUAGCUUUAUAAAAAGGCUGAGGAAAAAAAUUGUCAUACUUGAAUUUAGUACUUGUUUACUUAUGUACUGUUCUUGGAAUUGGAGUCAUAUCUGUUUGUACGUUACUUCAAAAAUGGAUUUUAAUGAUGCAAGUCUUUCGAUUUUUAUUUGUGUAAAACAGGCCAGGGUGCUUACCUCCAAUCUUUAACUGAGUCCAGCAUAAUCUGGUAGUUUGCACAUUUGAUUACCAGGUUUUUGUUUAAUUGGGAACUUGAACCAUGCUGGACAUCAGGAUCAGAGCUAGGCACCUCUAGGCUGAAAUGUACCACUUGGGCCAUGUCUGUUAUUCCUGUUAAACCAAACACUGACUACUUCUGGCUUUUUUUUUUUUUUUUGCUGACCUUGCUUUAACUCAAAUGUAACUUGUUGACUGGCUUAUGGAAACAUUUAUAUUGGUCAAUACUACAAUAUACACCAAGACUUGGCAUCAGGUUUUAUGACUUUUUUUUAUUAAGUGUUUGACUGGGGCGGGGGGAAAAG
Molecule: messenger RNA, 2005 nt
Organism: Tachysurus vachellii
Lineage: Eukaryota; Metazoa; Chordata; Actinopteri; Siluriformes; Bagridae
Gene: mkrn4
Product: makorin, ring finger protein, 4
Exons: 8
Coding region: 61-1221 (386 amino acids)
Biological process (GO): protein polyubiquitination
Molecular function (GO): metal ion binding; ubiquitin protein ligase activity
Source: RefSeq, a predicted model, not a curated record